GUUGGAACGUUCGUAAACGGAACACGAGCAGGGAAUAGAAGAGGCAGGGUGGAACCGAACGAGAACUGGACAACAGGCGUCACCGCUGCGUGUACACGCGUUCUAAGAUAGCCGUUAGCUGUGUUUGAGUUUUCUCCUGCGAGACUUGUUGUUGUUUUCAACGGUUUUCAAGUAACGUUCCUUUUCUCGAGCGUGUUUUUAACGUUUUCUUCGUGGAUUACAUUCUGCUCCAUCUACAAGAUGAAUUCACUGGGCAGUGCUUCCAAAUGGCCAUCUUAUGACUCACUACCCUCCAACUCAAGCUUCCUCCUCAGUGAGAGUGAGCAGACUGAGGAUGAAGCCGACGUCUUCUCCGAGGGAGAGGGGGACGGUGGAAUAACAAAGUCGCCCUCAGUUAGCGAGGGAAUCACACUUUCUGGGAAUUACCUUGAUUUCCCAGCUCGUUCAGAUCAGCCGCACUUGAGGACUAACAGAGACCAGCCCGAAUGCUGCUCCGAUGAAACGAAGCAUCUCGGUUCUGCCUCUUCUGCUGGAGCUGCCACAUUAGGCUCAUCUUCGUCAACACCGGGGGACUUGGCCUUUGCUCAGAAAUGUGCAGAUUUGCGCAGGUUUAUCUGUCCUUUGCUUGAUCUUCUACAUGGACUGAAGACUGGCCGAUUUCACAAAGGUUUAUCCAGUUUCCAGCAAAGUGUUGCCAUAGACAGACUGCAGAGGAUUCUUGGAAUACUACAGAGGCCUGAAAUGGGUGAGAAAUACCUACACAACCUGCUGCAGAUAGAGAUGAUGCUGAAGAUUUGGUUUCCUCGGGUGGCAUUUCAGUCCCCAGAUCCACCAAGCCAGACCACCGCUCCAAGAUUCGUACCACACUGGCGAAAAAAUCAGCUCCAUAUGCCCGUUAAGAAGAGAAAACUGAGCUGGUCAGACCCUGACCACUUUGGCACCGUCCCAACCAAGGAUAAGCAACAUCAACAUGGAAAACAUGGGAGCUGCCAGACUGCAACUCCACUUGACACCGUUUCAGCGUGUCUACCUGGAUCACCGAAAAAACAGAAAACUCCAGCGGAAGAAUCGGUUGAACCAGCCUGGGGCAGCUGUACCGCUGGACACGAGUUGACAGAUAGCCCUGGCACUUUAAGCAGGCCGUCAUAUUUCUGUAUCAGGAGAGAAAGUGAGAAUCGGAAGCAGCCUGAGAUUUCUGUGCCCUCCCCUUGUGGCAGCCCAGCUGCACAAGACAGCUCAGUGUCCUCAAGCGACACCCGUACUACAAGUGACUCACCUUUUAGUGGGCCUUAGCUGACCUUGCUACCACAUGGAGGUGCCACAGCAUGCCAGACAAAGUGAAGGCAGAGGGCGGACUUGAUUACAUAAGCAUAAAGUUAGGCGCAGAGCCAGUCUGUGAUGGCUGUGAGGCAUGUAAAACCAGAGGAGGAGGAGGAGGAGGAGGAGGAGAAAUGCAGAGAGACAUUCAUUAACUCAUAACUAUCCAGUGUAGUUUUUGAUAACACCGGGGUUAUUGCACUAUAUUACCAGGAACUGUUUGUAUUUAAGGGUAUCACUUUUGUAUACAUUGACUUUUACUAAGUUAACAGAUGUUGGACAUACUUUGUGUGUAAUGCGUUGAAGCAGUCUUUGCUCUGUUUUGUACUUUUUUCAUAAGGAACACAGUCCUGACAGUAACGGAAAAAGUAGAAAAACAGAUAUCAUUUUUAUAAAAGCGCUUUUCUUUGUCACAUAUGAUAGCAAACGAAUCUCUCGGUUUUUACCUUGUGCUCUAGCAACUCGUGAUGGCCAUUUUUCCCUAUUCUCUUACAUUUUAUAGUCCAAACAAACUGAUGAAUUAACAAAUAAUUAGCAGCUUAAUUUGUAGUGAAAAUAACAGUUGGUUGCAGCCCUGUUAUAGUUACAAAGAAUAUUUCAACCAUGAAGACAAAUGACUAAAAAUGGCAUUUAGGAUGCCUAAAAUUGUAUUUUGUCAGCUCAUCGUAACACAUGGUGCGGCAAAACCACAUAGCCCCUGCCAAAAUGUGCCAAACAAAACCAUUUUGCAUUAAUAUCUUUUCUGCAUUUUACUGCAUUCAGUCACUUCUUUAUUUAUUAGUAAUUAUCACACGCAACCUUUGUUGUAUGUAAAAGAGCAAAACGCUGCACAGGAAUUACCACAACCUGAAUGCUCGAUAAUUAUUGAGGUAGUUGAGGAAAUACGAGUUGCUCGGCUGGAUGUUAAUGUCAGUUACUCCUUCAUCUAGCCAGCGAGUGAACUUUUUGUUUUUGUUGUUGUGCAAAAGGAGCUGAAACAUAACGUUUUAUUACACACACGGGUUUUAAGUGACCAUUUUUUUUAUACGUUAUAAAGCAGGCAUAAUAUAUUUGAUCCAUUUGAAUAUAUGUAACUGCACUUUGGAUGACAAAGAGGAAAUGUUACACAUUUAUUAACAUUAAAGAGUAUGAUAUGAUAUUAUUUAUUAAAGAUCUGUUUAAGAGGAUACCUCAAUUUCAGCGGUAGACUUGUGGAGCCAACAUGGGAGCUUUUACAGGCACUCGAAUCAGAGACUAUAUAGGCAAACUUGUCAUUUGAUUGUGUUUUUUUUGUUUGUUUAAUUCUUUGUGGAUGGAAGUAGUUGAAAGACAUAAAAAGUAACUUUAGCUUAUCGCCUGGCUUUUUUACACAAAAUGCCCCAAAUGCAAUGUGUUGUUACGAGGGCAAAGAACAGCUUCCAUUGAAUAUGGAUUUAUAUCAGACUUGCUGUUAUAUAAUUUGUAUCACUCAAAAGUGCUUCACUCUUGAUGACGUAAUAAGGAAUAUCAUGCAGAUAUGAUAAACAAAAACUAUUUCCAUUCAUGAACACAUAGAUUCUUUUUUUUAUGGCAAUUUGUACCAUCCGUAUUAUAAAUCCGAUAUCAUUCAUGUUGAAUGGUGUUUCAUCUCUGGUGGUUGUCACCAGUCAGCCUUACUUUUACUACAUAAAGUUAAUCAAACACUUGCCUGACACUGCAUCAUCAAUCAUACGAGUGUAUUAUUGAUCUAAGGAUGGUAAAAUCAUCAUCACACCACAUGUCAUUGCAAACCAAAUGUGCUGUUGUGUAGAUGUUCCUCAGUCUUCACCAUUAGUCAUUUUUAUUGGCCCUGAGUUAUGUUAUUUAACAUAUAAAGUGUAAGCACAUGGUGGAGAACAAAAGUGUAGUGUUGUUUUGGUAUAUAAAAUGUAGCAUCCUACUGUACAGGUUUUGCUGUGCUGGGUUUUACAUUUUUUAUUUCUGAAAUAGAAAGUAAAGAUCUUCCCAGUUUUAUGUCUUUAAUUUUUCUUGUUUUUAAGUUUUCUUUUUUUUCCAGCUAGUUCUUUGUUUCUUAUAAUGAAAUUGUCAUUAUUGGUGGUUGAUUGAUAAAUGCACAUAUUUUUAUAUAUUAAAUGAGUGAUUUGGUUCAUCAAAAUACA
Molecule: messenger RNA, 3434 nt
Organism: Morone saxatilis (striped sea-bass)
Lineage: Eukaryota; Metazoa; Chordata; Actinopteri; Moronidae
Gene: ciarta
Product: circadian associated repressor of transcription a
Exons: 6
Coding region: 241-1293 (350 amino acids)
Biological process (GO): negative regulation of DNA-templated transcription; circadian regulation of gene expression
Cellular component (GO): nucleus
Molecular function (GO): RNA polymerase II cis-regulatory region sequence-specific DNA binding
Source: RefSeq, a predicted model, not a curated record